Sphenostylis stenocarpa is the source of this 639-nucleotide messenger RNA. Lineage: Eukaryota; Viridiplantae; Streptophyta; Magnoliopsida; Fabales; Fabaceae. The record is from the annotation of a GenBank genome assembly.
AUGGCCAUCGACAGCGUUUAUGUUUCGUCUCCGCCGAUUCAGACCGGACCAUCCGGCCACCCACGCCAUUUUUAUCUCGCAGUUGACAGGCUCCAAUUCAAAAUGCAAACGGUGAUUGAACUCGUGGAUCUGGUGGCUCGACGUCCAUGCUUGCCCAUCGUCGUCUGUUGCAGCACGCGUGACGAUCUCGACUUUCUCUGCUCCUCUGUCCCCGCUCUACCCGUUGUUUCCUCCUCUGCUCUUUACAGUGAUCUCGGUGAAGAUGAACGCGCUUUUAUUUUAGAAAAUUUUCGACAGGUAACAGCACGGUGGAACCAGACGAAUCACGGUGGAGCACCCAACGAGGAUGAGAUUGGGAAAGACGAGAGAUCUCAUAUGAUCAUUGUAACAGACGCGUGCCUCCCUCUCCUUUCUUCUGGGGAACUUCCCUUGAAUGCUCAUCUUCUCAUUAACUACGAGUUACCAGCAAAGAAGGAGACAUACGCCAGGCGAUUGACAACUUGUUUAACAGCUGAUGGAAUUGUUAUUAAUAUGGUGGUUGGUGGAGAAGUGGUGACUCUAAAAAGUAUUGAAGAGAGCAGCAAUAUUGUCAUGCAAGAGAUGCCUAUGCGAGGUAGGGAUUUUGUGAUUUUCAAUUAG